UCCCCUCUGGGUCCAUCUAGGUCCCCCUCUCUCCUUCUGCCUUUCUGUCUAUCUGUCAGUCAGUCAUUACACUACCCUCAGAUAGACAGAUAUCAGUCUGUUACAGACAUGGGGAAAGGGUUCUUCAUCAGCAAGACUUUGGGGAUAGUUGGUGUGAUCGUGGGGACUGGAGUGGUGGCCACCAUCAUCGCCCUGUCAGUGGUCUAUAGCCAGGAGAAGGCCAAGAUCCAUGAGGCAGUGAAUCCCCCCACUACUCCCUCCACUCCCUGGGAACACUACAGACUGCCUGACUCCCUGUCUCCUGUCUCCUACAACAUCACCCUCUGGCCUCGACUGGUUGUCAACGCCUCUACUGGCCUCUACAUCUUCACAGGACAGUCAGCUGUGGUGUUCCAGUGUAAGAAGGACACAGAUCUGAUCCUCAUCCACUCUAACAAGCUGAACCUGACUCUGCUCAGCCUGAUUAGCCGGGAUGGAGCUACUGCUCCCACCAUAAAGAAAAACUGGCUGGAGGUUCCUACUCAGUUCUUAGUGAUCCAGCUGAAUAGUAAUCUGAUGGCAGGGAGACAGUAUGAGCUGUACACGGAGUUUAUAGGAGAACUGGCUGAUGACCUGGGAGGCUUCUACAGGAGUGAAUAUACAGAGGGGACCAGUCCCCCGGUGAGAAAAGUUGUAGCAACCACUCAGAUGCAGCCUGUGGACGCCAGGAAAGCCUUCCCCUGCUUUGAUGAACCUGCCAUGAAGGCCGUGUUCCACAUGACCCUCCUCCACGCACACGGAACAGUGGCUCUGGCCAAUGGCAUGAAUCUAGCCUCAGUCAAUGUCACUGUCAACGGCCAGGAUGUUACUCGGACCAGCUUCCAACCCACACCCCUCAUGUCAACCUACCUACUCGCCUUUGUCGUCAGUGAGUUCGGUUUCAUCCAGUCAGCAGAAGGGGAAAAAGUUUUGAUCAGGAUUUGGGCUCGUAAACAGGCCAUUGCUGAGGGCCAGGGAGAUUACGCCCUCGAAAAAACUGGACCGAUCCUGGAGUUCUUUGAAAACUACUACAGCUCAAGCUAUCCUCUGACCAAAUCAGACCAGAUAGCUCUGCCUGACUUCAGUGCUGGAGCCAUGGAGAACUGGGGUCUGAUCACCUACAGAGAGACAGCCCUGCUCUACAACCCUGCCAGCUCGUCCAAUGGAGACAAAGAGUGGAUCGCUACGGUCAUCUCUCAUGAACUGGCUCACAUGUGGUUUGGUAACCUGGUGACCAUGAAGUGGUGGAAUGACCUGUGGCUCAACGAGGGCUUUGCCUCCUACGUCUCGUAUCUUGGGGCCAACUCUGCUGAACCCACGUGGAACGUAACAGACCUAAUAGUGCUGAAGGAGGUGCAUGGGGCGAUGUCUGUAGAUGCGCUGGCCUCCUCUCACCCUCUCUCUGCCAAAGAGGAAGACAUCAUGAGGCCUGCACAGAUCAGUGAACUGUUUGACACCAUCACCUACAGCAAGGGAGCUGCAGUUCUGAGGAUGCUGUCUGAGUUCUUGACAGAGCCGGUCUUUGCCCGAGGACUUAGUACGUAUCUGAACACAUUCAAGUACAGCAACACAGUUUACCAGGACCUCUGGAAGCACCUGCAGAUGGCCGCCGACUCGACGCCAGGGUUAGACCUCCCAGCCUCUGUAGAUGAUAUCAUGAACCGUUGGAUCCUCCAGAUGGGCUUUCCAGUGGUUACCAUAGAUACGGCCACAGGAAGCAUCAACCAGAGACACUUCCUGCUGGACCCUGACUCUGUAGUGGACAGACCCUCUCCUUUCAUGUAUGAAUGGAUUGUUCCUAUAAAGUGGAUGAAGAAUGGGAAAGAUCAGACUCCAUACUGGUUACAGACUAAAACAGCCACCCAUCUACCAAUGAAAACUUUGGGAUCUGAUUGGAUGUUGGCCAAUACCAAGGUUUCUGGAUUCUUCAGGGUCAACUAUGACAGUAGUAACUGGGAUCGACUCCUCAUGCAGCUCAGCACAGACCAUGAGGCUAUUCCAGUGAUCAACAGAGCCCAGGUUGUGGAUGAUGCUUUUAACCUGGCUAGGUGAGUCCUCUUCCACACAACAUAGUCUUCUGUCUAUAUGCUAUCUAUAU
Molecule: messenger RNA, 2116 nt
Organism: Oncorhynchus keta (chum salmon)
Lineage: Eukaryota; Metazoa; Chordata; Actinopteri; Salmoniformes; Salmonidae
Product: aminopeptidase Ey-like
Exons: 13
Coding region: 109-2070 (653 amino acids)
Biological process (GO): peptide catabolic process; proteolysis
Cellular component (GO): cytoplasm
Molecular function (GO): zinc ion binding; peptide binding; metalloaminopeptidase activity
Source: RefSeq, a predicted model, not a curated record